GAAUAGAUUUUUUCCCAGCACUACUGCACUGAUAUAAAUAAAAUUAGGAAAAUUGAAUUUGUGGGAAAAAAAAAAACUAUUUCUAAACUUUUUCACUACAAUGUCUGAGACACCACGCACACCUGGCACCCCCGGCAGCUUGGCCAUGGAGAUGGUCAAGGCCCAGAACACUGCGCUGGCAGAUUUCAAGAAACCCACAGAUCUCGUGCGACGCAAACACAAACCAAAAAUCUUGACCGAAGAGCAGUACAUUGAAGAAAUGUCCAAGAUCAUACAGCGUGACUUCUUUCCCGAUCUAGAGAAGUUGCGGGCCCAGAAUGAUUACCUUGAGGCCGAGGCGCGUCGUGACUUUCUGCAAAUGGCGGAGAUACGGGCACGCUACAGUCUGGGACGUAUUCCAAGGAUGGGCUACAGGAACGGCAGACGCAACAACCGUAACAACAAUGCCAUGUCCCCGGCUACCUUUGAGACGCCUGUUAGCCAAGGAAGUCGCAGCAACACUCCACUCCAGCGCGCGGACACACCGUGCUCCACCACCAGCGGCAGCAGCGCUCACAGCUCGGCCGAGGGCGGUUCAUUGCCCUCCAAGAUGUCGCUGGAUGCCUUCCUGCAGAGCUAUACGAGCGAGGACAAUCAAAGCUUUCAGGAAAUCAUUGAGACGGCCGAGGAGAAGCUGCGCCAGAAGUAUGCCCUGCUGUACAACCACGAGCAGUUGUCCGCGGAUCAGCUGAAGCGCGCCCUCAUGCUGCCCAGCAUCGAGAAGCAGUUCGAGGAGCCCGAUCCUCUGAGGAAGAUUGAGACCUGGAAGUACACAAACAUGAACUCUGUUAUGUAUGUGCCGGACGGCGUUGAGUUGACCGAGGAUGAGCGUGUGCAGGCAGCGGAACGCCGAAUGAGCAUCCAGCACGAGGCCACCAGACUGCCAGAGAGUUUAAGCAACCAUCAGGAGAUGGAAAAUAAAAAGGAUACAGAUGUAGCAAAUGGAGCAAACAAUUCCACUGCCACACCACGCAUUCGCGGCUUCGAGUUGCUACGUUCCCCCUCACCCCACCCCGGUGUGGCCUUCUCCCCGAUUAUGACCUGGGGCGAGAUCGAUGGCACGCCCUUCCGCCUGGAUGGAGGUGACACUCCACUGCGUCCCACCCAGGGGCCAUCGUUCCGCAUCAACGAGAACUCCCGCCGUGAGAACAUUGCCAUUGCUCUAGCCGAAAGGGUCAGCGAGAAGAUGCGCAACCAGAAACAAGUAGCUCUCGACACUGCCCGCCGCAACAUCGGCUCACCGCUGAUACGCACCAACAUGGAGCGUCUGGCAAGCAUGUCACCGGCUGCUCAGCAUCUGGCCACUGCCAAGCUGGGGUUGCGCGGCACGCCCAGUCUACGCCACACUCCAACGCCGGGCCAAGCGGCCAGGAAGAGAAAGAUCACACCCGGUCUGGUGAAGAGCACAACGCCGCUGGGAAGGCCGAGACGAAUCACAACACCAUCUAGCAACACCAUCAUCGACACGGGCUCCACAAUCACAGACGAUCUGCUCAAGAUCCCCAUAAAGCCACGCAGUGCAGCGGCGGAUUUCUUUUAGCACCUAGUCGAUCUCGGCCUGUGUUACCCCCUAACAAAUAGUCAAUUCCUUUGUUGCGUUUCCAUUUUAAUACAAAUACCCAAUAACCAUA
This is a messenger RNA of Drosophila obscura, 1670 nucleotides long. It is a transcript of the gene Es2, whose product is annotated as splicing factor ESS-2 homolog. The coding region runs from base 101 to 1579 and encodes 492 amino acids. NCBI's taxonomy places the organism in Eukaryota, Metazoa, Arthropoda, Insecta, Diptera, Drosophilidae. The record is from RefSeq and is a predicted model, not a curated record. The transcript has 2 exons. Gene Ontology annotation, cellular component: catalytic step 2 spliceosome.